AUGUCACACAGGCAAAAAAAUAAAGCUGCAAAGGCAGAUCGCGCCUCCUUUUUCUUGGCCAAGUCGGCGACACCACACGCACGCGAAGGCCGCAGCCCAGAUGCAGAUGGCGGUGCCGCUCGCUCCGAGGAGGAUCCACCUUUAUCCCCAAUGUCCUCAGAUACAGGACCGGAGGACAGCCCGCCUACAACUCAGCAAUUGAAAAAAAUGCUGUCGGAACUUACUGACACCAUUCAGAAGAACAUGGCGACGCAGAUACAAACCCUCACCGCAGAUCUCAGGAAGGAGAUUAUAGAGGUGAGCCAACGUACUGCUCAGAUAGAGAAGAGGAUGGAUGAUUUCGCUGAAGCGCAUAACGGUCUCGCGGACAAGCUGCAUGAAUUGGACACCGUCCUGCACGACCAUGCGGUCAAAAUGGCCGACAUGGAGGACAGAUCAAGACGCAAUAACUUGCGUAUCCGCGGUAUACCGGAGUCUGUGCUCAACCCUGCACUUCCCGACUACCUGUUAGACCUCUUCCAAGCACUGUCACCGGAGACGCACCCGGAUCAGCUUAUCAUCGACCGAGCACAUAGGUUGAGAAGACCGAAACACCUCCCCAACUCCACCGCGAGGGACGUGAUAGUCCGUGUACACUUUUAUCAUGCCAAGGAGAGGCUAGUUCGAGCAUCCCGCACACCAGGCAUGCCAGAUCCCUACAAGGACUUAAAAAUCUACACGGACCUGUCGGCGGCAACCCUCCAAUUUCGGAAAAACCUGACUCCCCUCACAACAACGCUACGGGAGAAAGGAAUUAUGUACCGAUGGGGAUACCCAGCAAAAUUGCUCAUCCAGUACCAGGACUCACUGCACGCUGUAAGUUCGCUGCCGGCUGGCAAAGAAAAAUUUAAGAUGUGGGGCCUCCCGGUUGCCUCUACAGACGACCAUAACAAGGCAAAGAUACCUCGGAUGACCCCUGAGUGGACCCCGGCCUGA
Pelobates cultripes (western spadefoot toad) is the source of this 975-nucleotide messenger RNA. Lineage: Eukaryota; Metazoa; Chordata; Amphibia; Anura; Pelobatidae. The record is from the annotation of a GenBank genome assembly.